CUGACGUCCACAUCGACCUCUAUCCAUCCCCACUUGACCACUCGAGAGACUCCUCCCUCGUUUUGACAAAUAAUAGAACCCAAGCCGAAGCUAAACCAUUACCAAGAGCAUCAAUCGUCUCAAUAUCUGAACCGGAUUUCUCAAUCACUACCAAUCUUGCCUUGAUAAGUGUUGCCCAUAUUCAAACUAGUUGUCCUGUUUGACACGGCACCAGUCCUUGUCCUAGUCGUAAGCCUGAUUUACGAACAAGAGUGAUCAAACUCUUUGGAAAUGCCUUAUAACACAACGGCGAUACCCCCUCGGCGGGACCCGACCGGCCAAACUCAGCUGCCCUUGACGAGGGUGAAGAAGAUCAUAGCGCAGGACCAGGACGUACAGAUGUGCUCGAAUAAUGCAGCUUUCAUCAUCACACUUGCUGCGGAAUUAUUCGUCCAGCAUAUCGCCACUGAGGCUCACAACAUGGCCAAGAUGGACCGCAAGCCCAGGCGGAAUAUCCAGUACAAGGAUUUUGCCAACGCAGUGGCGCAUCAAGAAAGCCUCGAGUUCUUGACAGACGUUGUGCCCAAGACGAUCGCGUUCAAGGACAUUAAGGAGCGCGCAUCUAACACGCAGGCGCGUCUCAGAGGCGAGAAGCCAGCCGCUGAUGCUGAGCCGCCUGCGCUGAUGCCCAAUGGCAAGCGGCAAAAAUCGCUACUGAACGGGGAUGAAUCAGUCAUCAGUAACGGGUUCAGUCACGGAAGGCACAGCAUCCUAUCCGAAGAUGACCCAAGCAGGCAGUUGGAGCUGGAGAUGAGGCAGGCUGGCGGUAAGGAUCAAGACCAGGACGUCGACAUGACUGGAUAGUGGCAAGUCCGGAGAUGACUUCCGGAACGGGCCACUCGUAAUGUUCACAAGCACAAUGAUGGCGGAGUUGCGCAGAGACGGACCUCCAGCCAAUGCUCUACUGUAAUGCAGUCAACAAGAUGAUGUACUUGAAUACUUGUCUUGGUAUAAGACCUUCUAGUCAAACCCCACAGCAAAACUUUUGGAAACCGAAUGUGAAAGACAAACAUAGCAUUGGCAAGAUGGGCCAGUAACUCCUUGUCGAUACGCCAACCCUUGGGUAAUAUGCACGUUUCUUCGCAAAUAUAAAUCGGGUUAAUUCCAUAGCCAAAGUUUAUUCCUCCA
Molecule: messenger RNA, 1167 nt
Organism: Pyricularia oryzae 70-15
Lineage: Eukaryota; Fungi; Ascomycota; Sordariomycetes; Magnaporthales; Pyriculariaceae
Exons: 4
Coding region: 271-843 (190 amino acids)
Cellular component (GO): CHRAC; nucleus
Molecular function (GO): protein heterodimerization activity
Source: RefSeq, a predicted model, not a curated record